Cryptomeria japonica (Japanese cedar) is the source of this 2496-nucleotide messenger RNA. RefSeq names its product pentatricopeptide repeat-containing protein At3g26782, mitochondrial. The transcript has 2 exons. Gene Ontology annotation, biological process: RNA modification. NCBI's taxonomy places the organism in Eukaryota, Viridiplantae, Streptophyta, Pinopsida, Cupressales, Cupressaceae. Gene Ontology annotation, molecular function: zinc ion binding; RNA binding; protein binding. The record is from RefSeq and is a predicted model, not a curated record. The coding region runs from base 244 to 2445 and encodes 733 amino acids.
CUGAUCCAUACUGUGCCAUUUUGGAACGAGUUUAGCCGCAGCCGACAAUUUAUCUGAUAAUAUCCCUGAAACCCUCCUGAGGAGAAAAUCGAUGCAGCUUCUCUGUAGUGAGAAUAUUUGUCAAAGAUUCCUAGGGAGAUAGUCGAUGCUAACUUCUCUGGAGUGAGAAUAUGUGUAAAAGAUCAUAUGACAAUUACAUGUUUGUCCUCGGCAAAGCUGUAAUGACAUAGCCAAUACAAAACUAUGCAACGGACUUCCUUGUUCCACCAACACAAUGGUAUUUCAAAGAAAAUCACCAUUCAAACACGGCGCUUUGUUGCUACCGUUUCCACCCAACCAGAGAAAGAUUACAACAACAAUAAUUAUCAUUAUCAGUAUGCAGAUGUUUUUUCUCUACUGCAGGCAUGCAAGAAUCUCAACCAACUCCAGCAACUCCAUGCCCACUUGUUUAUUUCUGGGUUUGCUCAAAACGCCGAGAUAGCUUCAAAAUUGUUGAAUAUUUAUGCCGAAUGUGGCAAUUUAGAGAGUGCUCGCCUGCUUUUCGACAAAUCUAGCAGAGCAUUCCAUCAGGAGAGAAGUCUGGGUAAAUUUAACAAACAUGAUGACAACAUUUCGUUCUGGAAUGCAAUGAUAAGAGAAUAUGCCAAUGGUAGGUUUUACACAGAAACGCUUAGAGUUUAUUACCAAAUGCAGCUCUAUGAAGGCCAAACUUCAAACAAUUCGACGUUGCCUUUCAUACUCAAGGCAUGUGCUGGUUUAUCAGCUUUGCAAGAGGGAAAGAGGGUCCAUAAUUACAUCAUCAAAGCUGGAUUUGAAUCGGAAGUCCACGUGAGUGCUGCUCUAGUAGACAUGUAUUCAAAAUGUGGGUGUAUAGAGGAUGCACGCCAAGUGUUUGACAAAAUGACUGAGAGGGAUGUCGUUUGCUGGACUGUUAUGAUAUCAGGGUAUUCACAGAAUAAAUAUGGUGAGGAGGCUUUGAGGAUUUUUGAUCAAAUGCAAGCAGUAGGUGUUAUGCCUAAUUGUGUUACCGUGGUAAGUGCACUUACAGCUUGCGGAGAAUUGGGAGCUCUGCAUCGGGGUAAGUGGAUCCAUGAGUACUUAGUUAGAAGGGGAUUUGAAUCUAAUGUGUUUGUUGGGACUGCCCUUGUGGAUAUGUAUGCAAAAUGUGGCAGUGUUGAGUUUGCACGGCAAGUAUUUGAUAGAAUGCCUAAGAGAAAUGUGGUCUCUUGGAGCGCGAUGAUUACUGGGUACGCCUUGAAUGGACAUGGAAAUGAGGCCUUGGGGAUUUUCAAUCAAAUGCAACUUACAGGUGUUAAACCCAACUCUAUUACCAUGGUAAGCUUGCUAUCGGCAUGUGCUCAUUUAAGAGCUCUUCAACAGGGCAAGCGGAUCCAUGAUUAUGUAAUUAGAACUGGACUUGAUUCAUUUGUUUCUGUGGGAACUGGCCUCAUUGACAUGUACGUCAAAUGUGGCAGUGUGGAGAUGGCACGCCAGGUUUUCGACAAAAUGAGUAGUAGAAAUGUUGUCUCAUGGAGUGCGAUGAUUACAGGGUAUGGAUUACAUGGAUAUGGCGAAGAAGCCCUAUUACUUUUUUCCCAAAUGAGACAGACAGAUAAGAAACCAAAUGAGAUUACUUUCCUAGGUGUUUUGAAUGCAUGUAGCCAUUCUGGUCAGCUAGAUGAGGGCAGGCAGUACUUUGAAUGCAUGACUAAAGAUUACCGCAUCACACCAACUUUGAAGCACUAUGCAUGCAUGAUAGACAUCCUUGCCCGAGCUGGUCAUUUCAUUGAAGCACAAGAUCUAAUAAAAGGAAUGCCAUUUGAACCUGAUAUAUGUGUGUGGGGAUCCUUACUUGGUGCCUGCAGAAUACACCAUAACAUUGAGCUAGGAGUGCAAGUUGCAGAGUAUAUUUUUGCAUUAGAAUCCCAAAAUGCAGGAUAUUAUGUAUUGUUAUCAAAUAUGUAUGCCACAGCUGGCAGAUGGGAUGAUGUAGCAAAGGUCAGAGUAAUGAUGAGAGCAAGGGGUGUGAAAAAGCCUCCUGGAUAUAGCUUCAUUGAGAUAAAUAGCCAGGUUCAUGCAUUCCUUGCAGGAGACAGAUCACACCCUCAAUCUGAGAAGAUUUAUGCUAUGUUGGAAAAAUUGACAGAACAGAUGAAGGAUGCAGGGUAUGUAGCAAGUACAAAUUUUGUGCUACAAGAGCUAGAUGAGGACGUGAAGGAACGCAUGCUUUGCAGUCACAGUGAGAGGCUGGCUAUUGCUUUUGGACUUGUAAGUACAAGCCCUGGCAUCCCUCUCCAUAUAACAAAAAAUCUCCGGGUAUGUGGUGAUUGCCAUACUGCCACUAAAUUCAUAUCCAAGAUUGUAAUGCGAGAAAUUAUUAUGAGAGAUGCAAACCGUUUCCAUCACUUCAAGGAUGGGUUGUGUUCUUGCAGAGAUUAUUGGUGAUUAUGAUUAAUGAUAAGAGAUUUUCACAAUUCAUGAUAUAGAAAAUGCCAA